AGGCAUAUAAACAAUCGAGAGAUAGCAAGGUCUUGGCCCGCCUGAACACCAGCCAGAGCAACUUCCUUCCGCAGCUAUGAUACUUGAUCACAUUAUAGCCGCAUGCGCAGACAGCCUAGGAAUGUUGAUUGUGCGUGCAUGCGUCGCGUAUAUAGUAACUUCAGCCCUGCGCUCAACCGACGAGUAAACGGUUGAUACCGGGAGUAUUUUGACCCAAUGGCUGCUGCAGUAGCCGUGCGGACGAGAAGACUAGAGAGCGGCCGAGUAGGCCACGUCGGUCCCAGAAGACUGAUUGGCCCUGCAGUUCCGCCCCCGCCCCGGGCCAAACGACCGAGGCUUGAACAGCUGGAGAAAGAAAAGGCGUUGGAGCUGAGGAAGAAACACGUCGCGCCCUCGCUGGGUCUCCACUAUGCCGCGGUGAAGCCUAUCAAGGUCGCCUACGGACGGGGCCAGUACUUGUAUGACGAGUGGGAUGAGCCCUACCUGGACUGCAUCAACAACGUCACCCACGUGGGUCACUGCCACCCAAAGGUGGUAGCAGCCGGUGUGGAGCAGAUGUCAAAGCUGGUCCACUCCCCUGGCACCAAGAUGGCUGACUCAUACACACAACAACUUCUCUCAACCUUCCCCGACAACAUGGGACACGUCUUCUAUGUCACCUCUGGAACUGAGGCAAACGACCUGGCUCUGAUGAUAGCCGAGACCGUCACGGGACACUCGGAGAUCAUUGUCAUUGAUGGGGCUUACCACGGGCACUCCAAGCCUCUGGUGGGACUGAGUAGCUACAAGAUGAAGGAGAAAGAUGACUCGGGGAUAUCACCUAACCCUCAUGCCUGGAUAGCUUCCAAUCCAGAUCCAUUCCGGGGAAAGUACGCUGACCCAGCCACAGCGGGGACUCAGUAUGCUGGGGAAGUCAAGGAGAUGAUUGACAGCAUGGAGAAGGAGGGAAAGAAGUUGGCAUGCUAUGUGUGCGAGUCCUUCCCCGGAUGUGCUGGACAAGUGAAGCUACCUGAGGGAUACUUCAAGGCUGUAUUUGAUCACGUCCACAGAGCUGGUGGUCUGUGUGUCAUCGAUGAGGUCCAGACUGGGUUUGGCAGGGGCGGAGAAUUCUUCUGGAUAUUCCAGUCCCAAGGUGUGAAGCCGGAUAUAGUGACAGUGGGAAAACCAAUGGGGAACGGUCACCCCAUUGCAGCUGUCGUUACCACCAAGGAAAUUGCCAGGGACUUCCUCGCCAAACGCCCAGACCUUCAAAAUGAAUACAAGGGUAACCUGGUGUCUCUGGCGGUAGCAGAGGCAGUUCUGAGGGUGGUGGAGGAGGAGGGACUGGUGGCCCAUGCCCGUGAGCUGGGAGGGUACAUCCUCUCUCAGCUGAGUCUCAUGGCCAACAAACAUCCCUGCAUCGGUGACGUAAGAGGCUAUGGGUUGUUUAUUGGUGUUGAGCUGACGGAAGGUGCUGGAAGCAAGGCCCCCAAUGGCAAGCUGGCGAAAGACGUUGUUGCAAAGAUGUUGUUGAGAGAUAAGAUUAUGGUGAUGCAAGACGGACUGGACAACAAUGUCCUCAAGAUCAAGCCUCCAAUGUGUUUCACCAGAGCCAAUGCUGACUCCCUCCUCCAGUCUUUGGACGCCGUGCUCACCGACCUGACACAGUAGUCCGUCCCUUCCACACACUGUCACACGGUGUAUGAAUGACACACGGUUUUUACUCAUCGUCUUCAUUUUACUGAAGAACAGUUUUAAAACAGCGUGGUAGUGCCUUCUGACUCUAACUUGGGCACUACGAUUCUUCAUUUACAGAAGAAUGCGUUCAUCAAUGACCCCCUCUGUUAUAUUUCGGUAUUUAUAAAAUUCAUUCACAGGAGAACAUUUUUCUGUCAUUAUGUGUCUAAUAUUUAUGUGUCUAAUGUUUAUGUGUCUAAUAUUUAUGUGUCUAAUAUUUUUAUUAUUGACAUGUGAAGAAUGGUGUAUUGUAUUGUGUGUGUGGAUGCACUAUUCAGAACCCAUAUUUGGAGCGACUGUCUUUCCUGGCCUGGCUCCCCACGGCCCAAUGCUUCUGUAGGUCCAACUCUCUCUCUUUAGCCU
This is a messenger RNA of Geodia barretti, 2079 nucleotides long. Lineage: Eukaryota; Metazoa; Porifera; Demospongiae; Tetractinellida; Geodiidae. The record is from the annotation of a GenBank genome assembly.